Messenger RNA from Abrus precatorius (Indian licorice), 3005 nucleotides. RefSeq names its product receptor-like serine/threonine-protein kinase SD1-8. The record is from RefSeq and is a predicted model, not a curated record. NCBI's taxonomy places the organism in Eukaryota, Viridiplantae, Streptophyta, Magnoliopsida, Fabales, Fabaceae. Gene Ontology annotation, molecular function: ATP binding; protein serine/threonine kinase activity. The transcript has 7 exons. Gene Ontology annotation, biological process: protein phosphorylation; recognition of pollen. Bases 223 to 2772 code for a protein of 849 amino acids.
ACCGUAAGAUAAUAGCGAUGGCCACUCUUUUCAAAUUUGGAAAAGCCAUAUUCAAAGGAGAAACAACUAAGACCAAGAACAGAUAUAGAACCAGUGGCGGGGUCAACUUGUUCUUCUUUCCCCUCCACCAUCCACCACUAUGAAACCAAACACUUGAUCCACUCUCUCUUUCAUAAUCCUUAAAUAUUACAAACUCUCUUACGUUUGUUUGCUCUUUCAAACAUGCUGGGUUUUUGUUCCUUCUUCUUUUGGUUCUUUUUCUCUCACGCUUUUUUCACCACAGUUUCAUUCUCUGCGGACACCUUAACCUCAACACAAAUCCUCAGAACCAACGAAACCCUCCUAUCAUCAAACCAGGUUUUUGUUCUGGGCUUCUUCACGGGUCUCAAUUCCAACUUGUAUUUGGGCAUAUGGUACAGCAACAUUGACGAUGGAACAGUCGUUUGGGUGGCAAACAGAGACAACCCACUUCAGAACUCCUCAGGAUUUCUCAAAAUCGGAGACAAUGGAAACAUGGUUGUCGUGAAUCCAUCAAAGAACCCCGUUUGGUUCUCCAACCAAACCACAGCUAAAAAUCCCGUUCUUCAGCUUUUGAACACUGGGAACUUAGUUCUUAGAGAAGCAAACUUAAAUGAAACCGAUCCCACAAACACACAGUAUCUAUGGCAGAGCUUCGAUUACCCAACAGACACACUGUUACCGGGAAUGAAGAUGGGGUGGAACUUGGACACGCGCACGGAGAAGCACAUAACAUCAUGGAGUAACACAGGGGAAGACCCUUCAACCGGUAACUAUUCUUUCAAGAUGGAUUAUCGUGGGCUACCCGAAAUUUUCUUGUGGUUCAACAAUAAAACAAAAACAUACAGAAGUGGGCCUUGGAAUGGUGAUAGAUUCAGUGGGGUACCCGAGAUGCAACCAGACACAGAUUCUAUCACGUUUAAUUUUUCAUCAGAUCGACAUGGAGUGUACUACUCCUUCUUCAUUGGGAACCAAUCGAUAUUUUCAAGGCUCAUUGUUACUUCCUAUGGUGAACUUCAGCGCCUAACUUGGGUACCAAGCAGCAAGACUUGGACAAAGUUUUGGUAUGCACCUAAAGAUCAGUGUGAUGGGUAUAGCGAGUGUGGUCCUUAUGGAAUAUGUGACUCUAAUGCUUCUCCGGUUUGCACGUGUAUGAGAGGGUUCAGGCCUAAGAAUCAGCAGGCUUGGAAUUUGAGAGAUGGGUCUGACGGGUGUGUGAGAAACACGGAUUUAGAUUGUGGAAGUGAUAAGUUUUUGCAUUUGCAGAAUGUGAAGUUGCCAGAGACAAGUAAUGUGUUUGUGAACAGGAGCAUGAGCCUUGUGGAAUGUGGAGAUUUGUGCCACGGGAACUGUUCCUGCACUGCUUAUGCUAACAUUGAGAUCACGAAUGGAGGAAGUGGGUGUGUCAUGUGGAUUGGUGAACUCAUAGACAUGAGGCAGUAUCCUGAGGGAGGCCAAGAUCUCUAUGUCAGAUUAUCAGCUUCUGAUUUAGAUAAUGUAGGAUCUGCAGGUGGCUCUCACAAGACAAACCGUAGAGCUGAGGUUGCAGGAAUUACAAUUUCUGUAGCUGUUAUAAUUUUGGGAUUGGGUGUCAUUUUAUGUAAGAAGAGGAAAAUGUUACGUAUAUCUAAUGGCAAGAGAGAGAACAGAGGUCCUUUCCAAAGAAGUCGGGAUUUGCUAAUGAAUGAGGUGGUGCUUUCAAGUAAUAGAGAAAACUCGGGAGAAAGGAACAUGGAUGAUCUAGAGUUGCCAAUGUUUGAUUUUAAUACCAUAACAAUGGCUACAAACAACUUCUCUGAAGACAACAAACUUGGUCAGGGAGGCUUUGGCAGUGUUUACAGGGGUAGGUUGAUAGAAGGCCAAGAGAUUGCUGUCAAGAGGUUAUCAAGAAACUCUGGCCAAGGAGUUGAAGAAUUUAAGAAUGAGGUCAAGUUAAUUGUUAAGCUUCAACAUCGAAAUCUAGUUCGGCUUUUUGGUUGCUGCAUUGAGAUGGACGAGAAACUGCUGGUGUAUGAGUACAUGGAAAAUAGAAGCCUUGAUUCCAUUUUGUUUGACAAAGCCAAAAAGCCCUUACUGGAUUGGGAAAGGCGAUUCAACAUUAUAUGUGGAAUAGCAAGAGGGAUUCUUUAUCUGCAUCAUGAUUCCAGAUUCAGGAUUAUCCAUAGGGAUCUCAAGGCAAGUAAUGUUCUACUUGACAGUGAAAUGAAUCCAAAGAUAUCAGACUUUGGGAUGGCUAGAAUUUUUGGUUCCGAUCAGACAGAAGCAAAUACAUUAAGGGUUGUUGGAACAUACGGCUAUAUGUCUCCUGAAUAUGCUAUGGAUGGGAACUUCUCAGUGAAAUCUGACGUUUUUAGCUUUGGAGUUCUAGUGCUGGAAAUUAUAAGUGGAAAGAAAAAUAGAGGAUUCUAUUAUUCGAACAAUGACAUGAAUCUUCUAGGGAAUGCAUGGAAACUGUGGAAAGACGGCAGUGCAUUGGAACUCAUAGAUUCGUCAGUUGGAGAUUCAUAUUCGCCAUCUGAAGUUCUUAGAUGCAUACAUGUUGGGCUAUUGUGUGUCCAAGAACGUCCAGAAGAUAGGCCAACAAUGUCUUCAGUGAUGUUGAUGCUGAGUAGUGAAACUUCAUUAAUGCCACAACCCAGAAACCCUGGCUUUUCCAUAGGAAGGAAUCCUGCAGAGACUGAUUCUUCCUCAAGUAAGCAAGAUGAAUCAUGGAGUGUGAACCAAGUCACAGUCACAUUAUUAGAUGCUAGGUAGUCAAAGAAGCAAGACAUCACCUAACAUAUUUGUAUAUUCCCAAAAGUAUAAAAAAAAAUAUUCUGUAAAUUUUCCUUCCUCUGACAGAUGCGGCAUCUUUGAGAUCUACUUUGAUCUUGUUUUGGUCUAAUAUGUAAGAGAGAUCAUUAUUGAGAAACAUACUGCUUAGUUUAAGACUUGAUGCGACUUUCUGCCGCUGAAAUCUAGUUUAUUCAUUCACUCUCAUGGUUGUC